CGUUGGCCUGAGCCUCGUAUGUAUGCUUGCUACAAAAUCUCAUCAACUAUGUAUUGUGAUAUUGUGAUACGGAGAUUAAUAAAAUAGUACACCCUGUAAACUCGCGUAUAUAGUUGCUUUCCUUAUUUUCAAUAGAGCUAUGUUGAAGGAAUAUUAUCUGGAUAACUGAUCAAUCGUAUUUACUUGGAUACUUCGAGGAGCUGAAAAGUGUAAGCAAGCUGUAAGCGAGCUGAAUGAUACCGUUUACGGUCGAUGUUAACCGGUUUGAAAGAUUACACAAUAUUUAAAUGUUGCUACCUACUUCCUCCCCUCGCUCAACCUCUUGACUGGCACUUGCAACCAAAGCCCACCCAUCAGAUCGUAGCCAAGAAAUGAUUCCUAACACUAACAUCGGUCUCUGCGAGACGUUGACUGCUCUUUUAGGCAGAGAGAAGGUGUCGCUUCCAGGAAGUGCAUCUUACAAUGCAUCUCUGUCGUCAUAUUUCUCGUUGCAAUCGAUCGCCGUGCACCCCGUAUGCAUUGUCUCACCACAGACGGUUCGUGACGUUUCAGCCUUGAUUGGGUCGCUGACCGCCACCGCCUCUAAUGGCUCAUGCGAAGUUGCCAUUCGGUCCGGCGGCCACAUGUGGUUUGUCGGUGCGUCCAAUGCUCCGAGUGGGGUAACGGUAGACCUGCGGGGUCUGGACUCGAUAGAUCUAAGCGCGGACAACUCUACCAUAUCUGUUGGUGUGGGCGCGACGUGGGAUGCUGUCUACGGCAAGCUGGACCCCCUUGGGCUCAGUGUUGCCGGGGGUCGGGUGGCCGGCGUCGGUGUGGGGGGCCUUACCAUUGGGGGCGGAAUCUCCUACUUCGGGCCUCGCUAUGGUUGGACUUGCAACACGGCAUCUGCUUUUGAGGUCGUCUUAGCGGACGGCUCCGUCGUCGAAGCCAACGAGGAGCAGAAUUCCGAUCUCUUUCAUGGACUUCGCGGGGGGUCGAACAAUUUUGGUAUCGUCACCCGCAUCGAUCUAAAUACGUUCAGUCAGGGACCAAUUUGGUACAGCUCUACCUAUAAUCCGCUGUCGACCAUUGACGACCAGAUCAAAAUCUUCGCCAAGAAUGUUGUGGCGGAGAAUUAUGACGAGAACGCCUCCUUCAUCACCGGAUUUGGCUAUUCGCAGUCUAAAGGAUUGACGGUCAUUAACAACGAGCUUGCCUACACGAAGCCCGCGGAGAGUCCGCCGUCGUUCUACCAGGAAUUUCUGAGUCUGCCAUCUAUCUACAAUUCGUCGUCCGUGACAAAUGCGACGGCGCUAUCGCAGAAUGUGGCGCUGCUCCUGCCUCCGGGUGUGGCUCGGUACCUAUUUGCGACGGUGACCUUCCGGCCCACGGAAGCGAUGCUGCGCGCCGCAUUUGACGCCUGGAACAGUAGCUUGACGGGGAUUAAGGAUAUUAAUGGGCUGACGUGGUCUCUUUCGCUAGAGCCCCUUCCGCCAGCCAUCUACCAACGCGGCUCCAAGGACAAUGCGAUGGGACUUGCCGAUCGUACCGACACGCUCGUCGUGUGUUUGCUAUCGCAGGCGUGGGCUGACGAGGCGGAUGAUGAGCGCGUCUACGCCGCGAGUGCCGCACUUGUGGUCGCGCUCCAAGAGGUUGCUCGUUCCCUAAAUGCCUACGACCCGUUCAUCUACCUCAAUUAUGCCGCCCCGUGGCAAGACCCGAUUGCGAGUUACGGAGAAGAAAGCGUGCAGAAGUUGCGCGAGCUGCGAGCCAGGGUGGAUCCUACGGGCGUCUUUACGCGUCUCGUUCCCGGCGGGUUUAAGAUCCCAUCGGAUGACGUGCGCAAGUAGGAUUCACAGUAUGUAGUCAUACCUGGUUAUAGAUCUCUCGAAAUCUCGAUUCAUGUUGGUGACCAAUAGCCGUUUCAUCAUAGUCCUGGAUAUGUGGAAAGGGGGCGGGGGCGGGGCAUUUCGGAAAGCCGCAGAGCCGGUAAGGCUGUAGGUGGAUACGGUUUAACCCUGUAAUCCAUGCAGGCCAUGCAUGCCAUGUUAGUGGUGACAUAUGUAUCCAUGUAUGUAUGUGACAUCUAACAUCGAAGGAUUCAAUUAAUAAACUAGGUAUGCAACGUCGAAGAAUUAGCCUCAUAUAAUUUGUCAC
Molecule: messenger RNA, 2136 nt
Organism: Annulohypoxylon truncatum
Lineage: Eukaryota; Fungi; Ascomycota; Sordariomycetes; Xylariales; Hypoxylaceae
Product: putative oxidoreductase
Exons: 3
Coding region: 372-1829 (485 amino acids)
Molecular function (GO): FAD binding
Source: RefSeq, a predicted model, not a curated record